AUGGCAAAACAGAAGCUUACUUUGAAGCAGCAAAUGGAAGGGUUUCCGACCGAGCAAGUCGUUGUUGUAGGUCUUAUUCGGUUUGCCGAGCCCAUUGCAUUCACAUCUCUUUUCCCCUAUGUGUACUUCUUGGUCCGUGACUCUGGAAUCGCUAAAGAUGACGGAGAAAUUUCCAAGUACUCGGGCUACCUCUCAGCCAGUUUUGCCUUCUUCCAAUUCUUGGUCAGUAUCCACUGGGGAAGGGCCGCCGACAUCGUGGGCAGAAAGAAGGUUUUACUCAUGGGGUUGUUUGGCACCUCCAUCUCGCUAUUGAUGUUUGGUUUUUCAAAGAGCUUUUACAUGGCCUUGUUUUCCAGAUCACUUAUGGGGGCGCUAAACGGUAACAUUGGAGUUUUAAGAACGGUGCUAGGGGAGAUUGCCGUGGAGAGAAAACACCAAGCCAUCGCCUUUUCGACAUUACCUCUCUUAUGGAAUGUGGGGUCGGUCAUCGGACCGUUGAUCGGAGGGUUUUUGACCUUCACAAGCAGCGACAAUCCAGUUAAGGUUGCCGCUAUUACAUCUUUGGACGACUUUUUCAGACACAAGUAUCCGUACGCGUUGGCGAAUAUCGUGGUUGCAGGGUUUUUGUGGUUCAGCAUGGUUGUCGGGUUCCUCUUUUUGGAAGAAACGCAGUGCUUGAUGAAAGACAAGCCAGAUAUAGGUUUGAUUUUGGGUGACCGGUUAAAGAGAUUAUUUGGGGUCACCCCAAAAACGCGGCCUUGGGAUUCAAAGCGAAUCCCGAGGUAUGAUUCUCAAGUUUUUGACUUUGUCGACGACGCGAUUGAUUCUUGCGAAGAGAACUCGGGAGAGCUUUCGCCCCUCUUGAUCGAAGAUAACGAAGCUCCAUCACUGCUGUAUACAGGUUUGGAACCAUCGUCCACUGCAGCCUGCCGCCUGUCUGCAGCCUCUCUUGACCCUUCCUUGUCCUCGGAAGAAAGUCUGAAAUCGCCCUCAAUCCACUCCUUUGGUAUCUUAAGCAGAAGACAGUCGUUGGCGUUAGUUAGAACAUACUCUAUGAACCAGCCAGAUGAAGUCGAGACUACUGCUGAUAACUGGAGAGAGGCUUUCCCUCCAGGAGUUGUAAAGGCUAUUAGUGUGAAUUUCAUUUUGUCGUUGCACACGUUAGUUUUUGAUGAAUUUCUCCCAGUGUUUUUGGCGCUAGAUGCCGAUACAGAGAACUGUCGGUUUCCCUUGCGUAUUGUUGGAGGGUUAAGCUUUGAUACAAUCACCAUUGGAACAUUGGUCUCGGCUACGGGGUUUAUGGGAAUUUUGAUCAUUUUGUUUAUUUUCCCGUACUUGGACCGUAACUACGAAAUGUUGCCUACUUUGAGAGCUCUCAUGCUUGUCAUGAGCGUUGUAUACUUUUUCGUGCCGUUGUCUGUCUUCACCGUACUCCCGCAGUUUCCAAAGUGGUUCCCAAUUGUUGCAUUGUAUACGCUCACCUCUUUGAAAGCCUUGGGGAAUGCGAACUGCUUCCCACAAGUGAUGCUACUUAUCCAUCGGGCGUCACCUUUCCAGCAUCGUGCUUUAAUCAACGGCGCCUCCAUGUCGAUCUCCUCCUUAGCCAGAACAAUCGGGCCUUUGGUUUGGGGUAAUAUUAUGUCAUUUUCAGAGAAUAACCAAGUGGGCUGGUUGACUUGGUGGUCGUUGAGUUUGUUGUCGCUCUUGGGUACAGUGCAAACUUUCACCAUUCAGGAUGAGAAUGAAGAUGAAGUUGGCGAAACUGCCGCCGAAACUGCAUAA
Messenger RNA from Babjeviella inositovora NRRL Y-12698, 1782 nucleotides. RefSeq lists its product as uncharacterized. Gene Ontology annotation, biological process: transmembrane transport. Gene Ontology annotation, molecular function: transmembrane transporter activity. The transcript has a single exon. The record is from RefSeq and is a predicted model, not a curated record. The coding region runs from base 1 to 1782 and encodes 593 amino acids. Lineage: Eukaryota; Fungi; Ascomycota; Pichiomycetes; Serinales.